Emiliania huxleyi CCMP1516 is the source of this 339-nucleotide messenger RNA. RefSeq lists its product as hypothetical. NCBI's taxonomy places the organism in Eukaryota, Haptophyta, Isochrysidales, Noelaerhabdaceae. Bases 1 to 339 code for a protein of 112 amino acids. The transcript has a single exon. The record is from RefSeq and is a predicted model, not a curated record.
AUGCGGGUGCCUGCGAUCAAGGCGGAGCUGGCGGCGCUCGGCGUGGACGCGUCGACGAUGUUUGAGAAGGUGGACUUUGUCGAGGCGCUGCUCAAGGCUCGCUUGAUGAAGAAGGCGGAGAGGCCGCCCCGGGGCGCGGCGAAGGAUUUUGAGUACGGCGCGCAGUCGAGGCAGGGAGAGGAUGGAGGGAUGGAGGACGCCUUCAAGGCCGCCGGCUGGACGGGCGAGGAGGAGCGCGACCCGUACAACGUAGACACAGCCCGCUCACCCGGGCUGCGAAGAAACUUUGCGGACGUCGGUAGAGACGACUUUCGAAAGCCCUGGACUGGCGCGCGCUGA